AUGGACAAGUCUCACCUUUCCAGCCCUAAUGACAUUAUCAUGACGAGUUCAACAGGCCCAUACCCACAGGAACCCCUCACUCCCCCCAGGCCCAACCACCACCACUCCUCGUCAUCUUUAUCUUCGCCUUCACCCUCAUCGUCCUCCUCGCCCCUCAAGCCCAAUCAGGUCGGCCAAGUGGUCCUGUAUGGCGUUCCGAUUGUGUCGUUGGUCAUCGAUCACAACGAGAGACUUUGCCUUGCGCAGAUUUCAAACACACUGCUCAAAAACUACAGUUACAAUGAAAUCCAUAACCGGCGCGUGGCACUGGGCAUCACCUGCGUCCAGUGCACUCCUGUCCAAUUGGAAAUCCUCCGCCGUGCCGGGGCGAUGCCCAUCUCGUCACGUCGCUGUGGCAUGAUCACCAAACGAGAGGCAGAGCGCCUUUGCAAGUCCUUCCUGGGGGAGAACAUGCCUCCGAAACUGCCCGACAACUUUGCCUUUGACGUGACCCACGAGUGCGCCUGGGGUUGCCGUGGCAACUUUAUUCCUGCGCGUUACAACAGUUCACGGGCCAAAUGCAUCAAGUGUUCCUUCUGCAACAUGUACUUCUCCCCAAAUAAGUUUAUUUUUCAUUCCCACCGCACGCCGGACGCCAAAUACACCCAGCCCGAUGCUGCCAACUUCAAUUCGUGGCGGCGACACCUCAAACUUAGCGACAAACUUCCGGCAGACGAAUUAGUUUACGCUUGGGAAGAUGUGAAGGCUAUGUUCAACGGAGGAAGUCGGAAAAGGGCGUUGCCCUCGGCAGGCCACUGUCAUUCUAUGGGUCCUAUGAAAACCGUAGGCUCGGUGAUGCCUCACAUGAUGGGAGGCGACAUUAAUGCUCAGAAAAGAGCCCACUUUGAUGAUGAAGACGACCUUGAAGGAGGUGGUUUGUCUCCCCGUAAGACACCGCGUAGUUACCCUGUCAUCCCUGUACCUAGCAAAAGCUUCGGCAUGCUCCAAAAGUUCCCCCCAACAUCGCUUUUCCCAUCGCCGUACCCUUUCCCGGCAUUCGGCCUCUGUCAGCAGAAAAAAGAGGACAGUGAGGUUUCAACCGGACACAAAGGAACAGGACUGUCGGGUCUUUUGUGGCCCGGACGUAAGGAUGCUUUUUAUCCUCCUUUUUGCAUGUUUUGGCCUCCGAGGGCAGCGGGUGGGAUCCCCGUGCCUACAUACCUGCAGCCUCAGCCUAGCCUUUCUUCCCUGGCUGACAAUCCCUCCCUGAGGCAGGCCUUCCUGGACCUGUCCGACUCCUCUGAACCUGUAACUGGCAACAGUGUUAGCACAAAUAUGACCCCCAACAGCGGAAGCGUCGCAUCUAGAUCUGGUCUCUUUGACCCUGAUUGUUCAAUGGUAACCCCUGACCUUCGGCCUGUGACUUCAGAAAGUUGGCUCAAACUAUUAGACAACCCAACACUCCAAACCAGAAAGCCCAGCUAUGGUUCAGCCUUCCGCCCUGUUGUCAAGGAUGCAGAGAGUAUCGCUAAGCUCCACAGCAAUGGAGGAGGUGUCGCCGGGGUGACGGAUGACGAGUCGGGGGUCAUUGUGGCCGGGUCGGACUGCCACCCGCGGCUGUCGCCCAGCAGCAGCUGUAGUUAUGGUAGUGAAAGCGGGGGCGAAGGAGAAGUGGAGGGAGGGGAAAGUGAGGAAGAUGGAGAGGUGGAUGUGGAGUCCUCUAAACAGGAAGACGAAGAAGAAGAGGGGGGCUUCACAAGGCGGCCCCCACAGACUCAAACAAACCUGUUCCUGCCCACGGUGAGCAACAGUGAGGAUCAGGAGAAGGAGAGGGGGAGUGUUACAACGUAUCCCGGCGCUUCCCCUCCCUCCUCUUUGGACCCCGUCCGUCAGGAGUCCCCCAGCCUGCCCGCCUCUUCACCCGCCAGCUUGCCGCUCCCGAGCUCCAGCCCGGUGCACAGAGAAGACACUUCUUACAAAAACGUGGACAAAAACAGAAAUGAAGGACUACCUGCCUACGCAACCAAAGACUCCAUGUCAGAUGAGAAUAAAGAGCAGAACGGCUUCUUUGGUGCCGAAAAUGAGACAUCAGCGCCGGACUACUGGAGGGAAAAUACAGGCGACCAAAGUCAAGGGAGUUCGUCUCCUGUGCAGCUAAAGAAGGAUGUAGAGAAUAUGGAGAAAGAAGAGCUCCAGAAGGUACUCUUGGAGCAGAUCGACUUCAGGAGGAGACUGGAGCAAGAGUUUCAUGCUCUGAAGGGAACCUCCCCAUUUCCUGUCUUCCAUAAUUUCCAAGACCAGAUGAAAAGAGAGCUUGCCUACAGAGAAGAGAUGGUUCAGCAUUUACAGAUGAUUCCGUACGCAAACAUUAUUAGAAAAGAAAAGAUCACCUCCCAUCUUAAUAAGUAG
This is a messenger RNA of Nerophis lumbriciformis (worm pipefish), 2388 nucleotides long. Lineage: Eukaryota; Metazoa; Chordata; Actinopteri; Syngnathiformes; Syngnathidae. The record is from RefSeq and is a predicted model, not a curated record.